GCACCCUCGAGGGAAAACCCAAAAAUAGAAAAGAAAAGAAAGCGAAGACACCCGGAGGAUAAGCAGCAUGGGAGGCCGCACCGUUUAUCUCCUCGCCGCGCUCGUCACCCUCACCAGCUUCGCGGGCAAAACGCGCUCAGCCAGCUGCUGUUUGAGGUACAUCAGGCGCCAGUUGCCAUGCCAACGGAUAUCAGCCUACACCUUGCAGUCCACGGGCAAGUCGUGCGACAUCAACGCUGUCAUCCUGCACCUCCCCGGACGGUUUUUGUGCGCCGACCCCGCUGCCGACUGGACCCAACGAGUGAUGCGGUGCCUCGAUGAGCGCAGGAGGAAGAACGAAGAAGCCCUGGGGCGGGAAUCUGUCGACACCGCCAAAGCCGCAGCCGCAUAAACCGCAUUCAUAUUUGUGUUUGAUUGUUUUUUUUUUUUUUUUAUAUGCGUAGCAUUUUGAAUAUGUUAAAUUUGUAAAGUUCUCAUAUAUUUGUGUUCUAUGGCACGACGGGCAUCCUCUCAAAGGUCCUUACAUGUUGUGCGCACAUUUGAUACUUGUUAAUUUAUUAAACUUUUCUUUGAUUAUCGCCAUAAGAAUCAGGUGUCCUCGUUUAUUUUUGCACCUUCCGUCAUAUCUCAACUGACAUAUUGGGACAAAGGCAAUGGAUUCCAAUUCGCGAUUGCACAAUCUUGUGCGGUGUUUUCCUUUUGGCUGCAGUGCGAGCGACUUGGCCAACAUGAUCAAUUUUAUAGCUACCAUUUUUUUUCAAGAGUAUGUUACGGGCAAAGAAUUUCAUCAUAAUUAUUCUAUACUUGUGUAUCCAACUGUAGAUAACAUUUCUGACAUGAAUAAAUGGAUGUUUAAUCCUGAAUCAAUGCUUCAAAGAGAAAAUAGAAAACGUUUUACGCCAGUCAUUUAUGGAUCAUGAUGUCUACUCUCGGCCUCGGUAAGACUUCUGUUUAUUAAUUAUGUACAUUUUUUUCUGUACAGGUUCAGCAUUCCCACCAUUUUCCUUGAUUGAACGCAUCGUUCAUCAUUUUUGUAAACGCAAAUCAAAGAGCCUCUG
This is a messenger RNA of Syngnathoides biaculeatus (alligator pipefish), 1058 nucleotides long. It is a transcript of the gene ccl20b, whose product is annotated as chemokine (C-C motif) ligand 20b. The transcript has 4 exons. Lineage: Eukaryota; Metazoa; Chordata; Actinopteri; Syngnathiformes; Syngnathidae. Gene Ontology annotation, biological process: cellular response to tumor necrosis factor; G protein-coupled receptor signaling pathway; neutrophil chemotaxis. Gene Ontology annotation, cellular component: extracellular region. Bases 68 to 391 code for a protein of 107 amino acids. The record is from RefSeq and is a predicted model, not a curated record. Gene Ontology annotation, molecular function: CCR chemokine receptor binding; chemokine activity.